UGCACGUUCUUCAAUAAGAAAGACAUCCUCAAGCUCCAUGCGCGGUUCUACGAGCUGGCCCCCAACCUCGUGCCCAUGGACUACAGGAAGAGCCCCAUCGUCCACGUGCCCAUGAGCCUCAUCAUCCAGAUGCCGGAGCUCCGGGAGAAUCCCUUCAAAGAAAGGAUAGUGGAGGCCUUCUCUGAGGACGGCGAGGGGAACCUCACCUUCGAUGACUUUGUGGACAUGUUCUCCGUGCUCUGCGAGUCGGCUCCGCGGGACCUCAAGGCCAACUAUGCCUUCAAGAUCUACGACUUCAACACUGACAACUUCAUCUGCAAGGAGGACCUGGAGAUGACCCUGGCCCGGCUCACCAAGUCGGAGCUGGAGGAGGACGAGGUGGUGCUCGUGUGCGACAAGGUCAUCGAGGAAGCCGACCUGGACGGCGACGGCAAGCUGGGCUUCUCCGACUUCGAGGACAUGAUCGCCAAGGCCCCCGACUUCCUCAGCACCUUCCACGUCCGGAUCUAAGGACGAGGCCGGGUCGCGAGGCCCCGAAGCCCACCGUCCACCUCUGCUGUCUACACAGUUUUGACCUCCGAGCUCCCAGGACAGGAGCGACGGCCUCCGGGGUUGACACCCACGAACAUUUUCUUGGCCCUUUGAGCAAAAAAAUCCU
Pteronotus mesoamericanus is the source of this 658-nucleotide messenger RNA. It is a transcript of the gene CIB2, whose product is annotated as calcium and integrin binding family member 2. Gene Ontology annotation, cellular component: cell periphery; stereocilium; cytoplasm. The transcript has 5 exons. The record is from RefSeq and is a predicted model, not a curated record. Gene Ontology annotation, molecular function: magnesium ion binding; calcium ion binding. Gene Ontology annotation, biological process: calcium ion homeostasis. Lineage: Eukaryota; Metazoa; Chordata; Mammalia; Chiroptera; Mormoopidae. The coding region runs from base 76 to 510 and encodes 144 amino acids.